Messenger RNA from Mus pahari (shrew mouse), 4924 nucleotides. RefSeq names its product kelch like family member 15 (gene Klhl15). Gene Ontology annotation, biological process: protein ubiquitination; nuclear protein quality control by the ubiquitin-proteasome system. Gene Ontology annotation, cellular component: Cul3-RING ubiquitin ligase complex; nucleus. The record is from RefSeq and is a predicted model, not a curated record. Lineage: Eukaryota; Metazoa; Chordata; Mammalia; Rodentia; Muridae. The transcript is spliced from 4 exons. Bases 511 to 2325 code for a protein of 604 amino acids. Gene Ontology annotation, molecular function: protein binding.
GGCUCCGCGCGCUUUGGGGCAGAAACCCGGAGACGCCGUCGUCUAUGUCGUUCCCGCUGGCGUUUCUGUUGCCCUCGACCCCCUCAGCUGCCCCCCAGGUCGUGGCCCCGAGUCGGCUCUCCCGCCGAACCCCGUGGGGUGCCGCGACAUCCCCCGGCGUUGGCGAGGCUGGGCCCCGGCCCCGACGCCGCGCGCGUCACGCCUAGCUCAACUGUUUGGACUCGCCACUCAACCGCUGUCUUCUUUCCCAGGACUGCUUCUCGGGGGGCCUCGGGCUUGCGAGCUCGCCCCGCGCUGGAGAGCUCCGGCCCGGCCAGGGAGCGGCCCCUUGUAGAGGUCCGAGGAGCCUACCGCGGUCCGUCCCCGCGCCCGACCCUCCCACCGUUCGGCCACUGGCCCACUUCUUCCUGAUGCAGACUGCCGUCCACUAGAGGCUGGACAGGACCCCCGAGUGUCCAGGGUAUGGAUUGUGAACAAGUUGGGUUUGUUUCACGUGUUCAUUUGUGAUUCAUGGCAGGGGACGUGGAAGGAUUCUGUUCCUCCAUCCAUGACACCAGUGUCUCUGCUGGGUUCAGAGCACUGUAUGAGGAGGGAUUGCUUCUCGAUGUCACUCUGGUUAUUGAAGACCAUCAGUUCCAGGCCCAUAAAGCUCUCUUGGCCACUCAGAGUGAUUACUUCAGAAUUAUGUUCACAGCAGACAUGAGGGAACGAGAUCAGGACAAAAUUCACUUGAAAGGUCUAACAGCUACUGGUUUCAGCCACGUUCUUCAGUUUAUGUAUUAUGGAACUAUAGAACUAAGUAUGAACACUGUUCAUGAAAUCCUUCAGGCAGCAAUGUAUGUUCAGCUUAUAGAAGUGGUGAAAUUCUGCUGCUCUUUUCUCUUAGCCAAAAUCUGCUUAGAAAAUUGUGCGGAAAUUAUGAGACUGUUAGAUGAUUUCGGUGUUAACAUCGAGGGAGUCAGGGAGAAGCUGGAUGCCUUCCUGCUAGACAACUUCGUGCCACUAAUGUCCAGGCCUGACUUCUUGUCUUAUCUGAGCUUCGAGAAGCUCAUGUCUUAUUUGGAUAAUGAUCAUCUGAGCAGGUUUCCAGAAAUAGAGCUGUACGAGGCUGUGCAGUCUUGGCUGCGACAUGAUAGACGACGGUGGAGACACACAGAUACCAUCAUUCAGAACAUCAGGUUUUGUCUGAUGACUCCAUCCAGCGUUUUUGAGAAGGUUAAAACAUCAGAAUUUUAUAGAUACUCCCGACAGCUCCGAUAUGAAGUUGACCAAGCAUUGAAUUACUUCCAAAAUGUUCACCAGCAGCCCUUGUUGGACAUGAAAUCAAGCCGUAUUCGUUCUGCCAAACCCCAAACUACAGUAUUCCGAGGAAUGAUUGGACAUAGCAUGGUUAAUAGUAAAAUACUUCUGUUAAAGAAACCAAGAGUCUGGUGGGAACUGGAGGGCCCCCAAGUACCUCUAAGGCCAGACUGCCUUGCUAUUGUCAAUAAUUUUGUAUUCCUGCUAGGUGGAGAAGAACUGGGCCCUGAUGGUGAAUUCCAUGCCUCUUCGAAAGUGUUCAGGUAUGAUCCAAGACAAAAUUCUUGGCUGCGUAUGGCAGACAUGUCUGUACCCCGUUCAGAAUUUGCUGUUGGUGUUAUUGGAAAGUUUAUUUAUGCUGUAGCAGGCAGAACAAGAGACGAAACUUUCUAUUCAACAGAAAGAUAUGAUAUCACUAAUGAUAAAUGGGAAUUUGUAGAUCCUUAUCCAGUUAACAAAUAUGGACAUGAGGGGACAGUGCUCAAUAACAAGUUGUUUAUCACUGGAGGAAUUACUUCAUCUUCCACAUCUAAACAGGUGUGUGUGUUUGACCCCAGUAAAGAAGGGACUAUAGAACAGCGGACCAGGAGAACUCAAGUAGUCACCAACUGCUGGGAGAAUAAGAGCAAGAUGAAUUACGCCAGAUGCUUUCACAAGAUGAUCUCUUAUAACGGCAAGCUUUAUGUCUUUGGUGGUGUCUGUGUGAUCUUGAGGGCCUCUUUUGAAUCUCAGGGCUGCCCUUCCACAGAGGUGUACAACCCAGAUACCGAUCAGUGGACCAUCUUGGCCUCCAUGCCAAUUGGUAGAAGUGGUCAUGGUGUGACUGUGCUGGACAAACAGAUAAUGGUCCUUGGAGGCCUUUGUUAUAAUGGUCAUUACAGUGAUUCCAUUCUCACCUUUGACCCAGAUGAAAAUAAGUGGAAAGAAGAUGAGUACCCUCGGAUGCCCUGCAAGCUGGAUGGUUUACAGGUGUGCAACCUCCAUUUUCCGGACUAUGUACUGGAUGAGGUUAGGCGUUGCAACUGAUGCCAUCUUUCUUCCUAAAAUGGAAAAGGCAAAUAAAGCAUUUGUGAUACAGUAGUUUAAAAGCAUAAAGAAACCUCACCAGUUUUACUAUCAAAGCCAUUGGUCUAAUAUUGUAAGUUUUCAUUCUGUGCUAGCAUCUUUCUUUUCCUUUCAGUGGCCUCAGAUUCAUGCAAUAAGUUCAUUUGAAGCACUAGCUCUUGAAACUACUUCCAAAAGCAGUUUAUACACUGCUCCACUUACCUGGGAAGUUGAUUUUCUGCUUUAAACAUUUCUUUCAGAUGUUAGUGUAGGAUUUGUGCAUUGUCUAAGAGAAGACCCAGUAAGUGUCACUGGAUAUGAUUUCAGUCCCUUUAUUUGAACUCUUUGGAAAUUAUUUUAGUCUGCUAUAUGUUUUGGUUUAUUAUUUAAAAGUUUAAAACUCUUGACCUUUUUGCAUGGCUUUUUGCUGAAAAUGCAAAAAUUUAAAUUUUCUACAAAAGUUUUUUAUAUCAGAACACUAUUUCUAAGCUGCCUUCUCUUAUGUGCAUUGCGUUAGUGAAAGCAUACCCGCACUCAUAUACACCCUAUAAUAUAGAAGGCACACUCCUUUUACGCGUGGUUAGGAUUCUAUAUUUUUAAGCUAGUGCACUUGCACAGACAGUUCGCCAUACUUGUUGAAAUUUAGAUGUAAUGUCUUUAAUGUACUAAUGUUUUUAGAAAGUUAAAAUAACUGGAGUCCUCAUUUGGUAUCAAAGUAGUCUUAUCGUCAGUCCAUACUGGUUCAGUAAAAUUUGAACUCAUAGUUCUGAAACAUGUAUGGCUUUACAAAAACUAAUGUUUGGCAUUUUGUUUUCAAAACUAAACAUUAAUAUUUCGUGUCAAUGUAUACUUUUUCUUGUAUAAAAAUGUUUUUCUUUGCAGUCCAUUUAAUGUUGGUUGCCCUGUUUUAAUGAGAAUCGGAGCGGUCUGUGUCAAGCUCUGACCCUGCAUCAUACACGCACUUUUAAAGAAAAGUUAGGUAAUACCACACUCCUAAGUAAAAGCCCCUGAAAAGGAAGGGCAACUCCCACUGUUUCUCUCUAGGCUGCUGCAGGUGUUGGAUGUGGGCCAGCACGUCCUCCACUGUGAACUGAGUUUUGACUGAGAGGUAAGGAGUUAUAGUGAGUGGUAUUACUCAUUCCUUACCUUUCCGUCAAAGGAUCUGGCUUUGGUUGUAUCUGCUUGUUCAGUUUGUACAGAAAUAGUCUGUGGCACUAGGGAGAUGUCAACACUCAAUGUGGGGUUUUAAUUUUUGUUUUUUUUUUUUUAAAUUUUUAUUUCUUUAGUUUUUGGAAGCUACUAGCAUGAAGGAUAGUCACCAGAAAGUUUGGAAUGAGUCUCAAAUAGCUGUUUUAAAGGCAUUUAUAAUAAUAAAUGGUUUAGGAUUAGCUGUACACUCUUUAAAUGCGAAGGAAGGAAAUAUAGCUGAAAAAAAUGAAACAAGAAUGAUAUGUAAGUGGAUCAUUCAAAUUGAUGCCCUUGACGGCCCUUUCUUGUGAGUAGUCUGUGUGUGAGGAAAGCUGACCCUGGCAUAGCUUGCCAGGUCUCUGAUUUUGGUGCAAUAUUGCAAUGCCUUCUAUAUGGCUGCUAUUGUAUAAAUUUUUCUAGUUACUUUGUUUUGUUUUACUUUUGCUGCUGGCACCAUUGAAUAUAAAAUGGAAGUGUGAAAUUAUGGAAAUGUGAAGAUUUUGGUUUCUUCUUCUUCCCCUCUCCUCACACUGCAGUUCAUAGUGUGAGCAAAGCCUGAUUUUCAAAACUGUAAAACCAGAGGUGUUAGAGUUUUAGAAAGUGUCAGGUAUACAAGUAGCUUUUAAAAAGGAAAACCUUUUUUUCCCUUCAGGAAUCAAAAUAAUGGCUUCUUUUGUAUAUGAUUCUUCCAUUUUUCAUUAGGUGGCCUUUCAUUUAUUUCUGAUUUCUGAAAAUAAAAAUUGUUAUUUGAGUUGCCCUUAGAAUGUGGGUAAAAAGUUUUUUAUUUUAAAAGUAAGUUUAUUUUGUUUUUGGAAACUAUAAAUUAGGUUAGCCAUCUUGUUUUUUACUUAGAAAUUUACAUGUGUUGCUUUAAAUAAAAUAAUAUCUUCAUUAUUUGCCUUGAUAUCUUUUGCUGGAAAUGACCAAGAAGAGGCCAUGAGACAGGGUACCCAUAUCAAAGGCUUUAUAUUCCAGGGGCAGUUCUCUGUAAUUGCUUUGUUACAACUUCAUAGUCCUGUGUAGGUUAACAUCUGCACAAACAAUUGAAUAUUCUUGCUCUUCCAUUUUGAAGAUACAAGGCCAAGGUCAACGAUUGUUUCAGAAAAUUCAUGAAAUCUUAACUUGAACUAAUUCUGGGUUCAGCUUCAAGUAAGUCAUGUCUGACUAUAAUCUUAGCAGUGACCAGUUGUGAGCUUUAAGACUAGUUGCUAUUGCUUGGGUUCAGAAUGUAUGAGGAAACUAGUUCUAAUUUAGAUUAUAAAUCCAUAAAUAACUUUACAUUCCCUUUUAAAAUUAUGGUUUAAUAGCUGCAAGAGAUUUAUUUUUGUUAUACUAAACUAUGGAAAAUUUCUCAUAGAGUUUUUUCAAGCUUUUCUGUGCUUCAUUUGGAACU